Messenger RNA from Cynoglossus semilaevis (tongue sole), 2171 nucleotides. Its product is annotated as homeobox protein MSX-2-like. The record is from RefSeq and is a predicted model, not a curated record. Bases 829 to 1584 code for a protein of 251 amino acids. The transcript has 2 exons. Gene Ontology annotation, biological process: regulation of transcription by RNA polymerase II; embryonic morphogenesis. NCBI's taxonomy places the organism in Eukaryota, Metazoa, Chordata, Actinopteri, Pleuronectiformes, Cynoglossidae. Gene Ontology annotation, molecular function: RNA polymerase II transcription regulatory region sequence-specific DNA binding; DNA-binding transcription factor activity, RNA polymerase II-specific. Gene Ontology annotation, cellular component: nucleus.
GUAUGCGUGCGUUUUUGUGUGCGUGUGCAUGUUCCUGUACUGCACGACUUGUGCCAAAUUUUCCUCAUAUUCAUUAAUACUCAUAUUCUGGGACAAAAUGAAAAUCAAGGACAAACGGUCUGUACAAAAAUGCGAAGGACAAGAGGAUGUUUAAUUAGCUACAAAAUAAAUUAAGGUAAGCCUAUGAAAAGUAAAUUGAGUUUUGCCAAAGAAAUGGUCCAAAAUAUAUUGGAGGAAAUAAAAGGGAGCAAAAACGAUGGCAAAGAUGAUUUUUUUAUGCCGCCAAGAAAAAGUUUGUUUUUUAACACAUUUUUCCCCUGCAUUCUCUGUAGACAUUUCCUCCAUUGACAUUUUAGGAGCAAUAUUUCAAAUGAAUUGCAUUUUAAAUACUUCUGACUGUACAGUAAUAUAACCUAAGAAAAUUGAUGUAAUGUUCCAUUUCUGGUGGUAGAAAUAGAAAAUUAAAUUAGACAAAGAGGUCCUUUGACGACGGGCCAUCUUAAUAACACACCUUGUGUUAUUUAACGCAUGUUGAAUUGUGCUCAUAGGUUCACAUCUGUCAAGCGCACGCUGCAUCAAUGCCAUUGCCAAUCAGAGCCCGUUCCGUUGGGGUCACGUGCCAAAAGGUCCAUCUGAUAGGCUAUCGGCGAGAUGAAAGUCAAACCUGUAGCACUUCAUGGAGCGGAGAGGCAGGAGCGCGCGUCAGAUGUGAGCUCUACUGCACGUCUGCGCACCGGUGGAUGAAUAUCUGCGGAGCCACAGGUUCUUCUGGAGGAGGAAACACUACCGUUCCAGGCAGCACUGGGGAUCAGCGGGGACACUGGGUGUAUGGCACCUCAGUCGUGCGUCAUGAAUCCUGCGCAGGGAUCACCGCCUUCCGCGAUGACUUCGCCUGCUGAGCACCGAACCACUGAGCAGCUGGAACUAUCGCCGGUCAGAACAUGUAAACCCAGAAGUUUAGACCUGCCCUUCGGUGUGGAAUCUCUUAUAUCAAAAAGGACUCCCAGUGCCAGCCUACAGUCCCCGGAGCCUGGUUCAGACUGUGGCCGCGCCGAGGACAAGGACUGUGGAUCACCGAGUGGACUUUACCGCUCCACGGCAGAGGCGCUGGGUCCAGGGGACAAAGAGAGCAGCUCUUGGUUCCAGGCUUCAUAUGGAUCCCCUCCGAGACUCCCCAGCCCGACCUCUUGCAAUCUUCGGAAACACAAGAACAACAGAAAACCCCGGACUCCCUUCACGACCUCUCAGCUCAUGUCACUGGAGAGAAAGUUCCGUCAGAAACAGUACCUCUCCAUCGCGGAGAGGGCAGAGUUCUCCAGCUCCCUCAGCCUCACAGAGACUCAAGUCAAGAUCUGGUUCCAAAACCGCAGGGCCAAGGCCAAGAGACUGCAGGAGGCCGAGCUGGAGAAAUUCAAACUGGCUGCGAAGCCUCUGUUGCCGGCCUUUGCUUUUCCUUUCCCACUAAACGCAUCAUCACCUCUGGGAGCAUCGCCGUCCCUGUACGCGGCCCUGAACGCACCGCGGCCGGCCUUGGCUGUGCCGGGACUCUUCACUGGACCAUAUGGGAUGUACUACUUAACUUAACCGCUGGCCACUGCGACUUUGUAAGAGAUUUUUUUUUUUAAACACAAAAACAUCCGGACAGAAAAUAACACCCAUUACAAAAACUGCUCUCAUGUGAGUGUUUUUAUUAGAGAGAAAAAUGUAUUCUUCUCAGACUACAUUUUCCACUCUACUUUUAUUUCAAGUACUUCCGCUUUUCGGUACUAUUACUUUUAGUAAUUUCUGCAUUUUUGUUUCUGUUUUACUGAUUAAUUUAUAUACCUUUUCAUCAUUUUUUGUGUCCGUAGAAAUGGUACAAUACUACAGAUGUCACUCAUGUGAAUUGAAGAGGCCUUUUAAAAAUCGCACCUCCAAAUAUCAGUUUUAAAUGUUAAAUGUAAAAGUUUAUUCCCCGGAUGGAUUUUUAAAAAAAUGCGUUUCUGGAUACAAUCUGAAGGUAGCAGGAAAAGUUACCAAACAUGUCUGACAUGUGGAUUUGUGCCUAGAUUGUGACUGAGGUUGAUGAAAAAUGUGUCUAUUUCAACACGAAUGUUGUGCAACCUUAAGGUAGACUUGUAUUUAGAUCAGUAAAAUCAAAUGUAAUUAAAAUGACGAGAAGUAAAUCUACA